AUUGUCUAUACUCUGUGGUCUAUACCACAAAAGACGAUGUGUCGAAGAACUCGUUGGAAAGCUAGCAUUUUAUCGCUUCAAUUACUUAUGUUAUUAUUUACAGUUUCAUUUAAUAGUAUAAAGGGACACCUAGUUGGCGAUAAAGCUCAUUUGACCGAACUGAAAAAAUUAUGCGAGCACGCAUACACAUGUUUUCAUGACACCGUCAUUAUUUGUGGAAAAUCGGUCAACGAAGCCAGAACAUUCAUUGAUCUAUGCGAUUUGUAUGAAUACUCCUGUGAAUAUAAUAUGGUUUACAGGCAUGUAAAAGAAGAAGAUGGAGUUUGUCCAAACCCAAAGGAGUUAGGUACCGGUAUUGGGUAGUAAAAAAUGCAAAAAAUACAAUGUAAAAAUCAAUGAAACUUAUAUUUUCCGUUAAAAUGUAAUACAGAAAUU
Galleria mellonella (greater wax moth) is the source of this 435-nucleotide messenger RNA. RefSeq lists its product as uncharacterized. The transcript is spliced from 3 exons. The record is from RefSeq and is a predicted model, not a curated record. Bases 37 to 363 code for a protein of 108 amino acids. NCBI's taxonomy places the organism in Eukaryota, Metazoa, Arthropoda, Insecta, Lepidoptera, Pyralidae.